Clupea harengus (Atlantic herring) is the source of this 3614-nucleotide messenger RNA. RefSeq names its product SIM bHLH transcription factor 2 (gene sim2). Gene Ontology annotation, biological process: regulation of transcription by RNA polymerase II. The record is from RefSeq and is a predicted model, not a curated record. The transcript has 12 exons. Gene Ontology annotation, molecular function: RNA polymerase II transcription regulatory region sequence-specific DNA binding; DNA-binding transcription factor activity, RNA polymerase II-specific; protein dimerization activity. Lineage: Eukaryota; Metazoa; Chordata; Actinopteri; Clupeiformes; Clupeidae. Bases 84 to 2552 code for a protein of 822 amino acids.
UCAAAUUCAAGCCCACAUUGGACAUUUAAAGUUACUGGAAAGCCAUUUGUUAUGCAAGUAGUAUACUCUUGGAUCAAUCAGAGAUGAAGGAAAAGUCCAAGAAUGCAGCGAAGACCAGACGGGAGAAAGAAAAUGGAGAAUUUUAUGAACUGGCGAAGUUAUUGCCGCUGCCCUCCGCUAUCACAUCGCAACUGGAUAAAGCCUCAAUCAUUCGACUGACGACAAGUUACCUCAAAAUGAGAUCUGUGUUCCCAGAUGGCCUGGGAGACGCCUGGGGACAGCCCUCCAGAGUCAGUCCCCUGGACAACAUGGCCAAGGAGUUAGGCUCCCACCUCCUCCAGACACUUGACGGCUUUGUGUUUGUUGUGGCGUCUGAUGGGAAGAUAAUGUACAUCUCUGAGACGGCCUCGGUUCAUCUAGGACUGUCACAGGUGGAGCUGACAGGAAACAGCAUCUUUGAGUACAUCCAUCCCUCAGAUCAUGAUGAGAUGACAGCAGUACUGAGUGCACACCCGCCUCUCACGCCUCACUUCCUGCAAGAGUAUGAGAUGGAGCGCUCGUUCUUCCUGAGAAUGAAGUGUGUUCUGGCCAAGCGUAACGCUGGACUCACAUGCGGAGGUUACAAGGUGAUCCAUUGCAGCGGUUAUCUGAAGAUCCGCCAGUAUGUGAUGGACAUGACCAUCUAUGACUCCUGUUACCAGAUCAUAGGUCUGGUGGCAGUCGGUCACUCACUGCCUCCGAGUGGCAUCACUGAGAUAAAGCUGCACAGCAACAUGUUCAUGUUCCGAGCUAGUCUAGAUCUGAAGCUCAUCUUUCUUGACAGCAGGGUUGCUGAACUAACAGGCUAUGAGCCUCAGGAUCUGAUUGAGAAGACCUUAUAUCACCACGUCCACGGGUGUGACGUGUUCCAUCUUCGCUUCGCGCACCACAUCUUGCUGGUGAAAGGACAAGUCACCACCAAGUACUACCGGAUGCUCUCCAAGCACGGAGGAUGGGUGUGGGUGCAGAGCUAUGCCACUAUUGUACACAACAGCCGCUCGUCACGGCCCCACUGCAUCGUCAGUGUCAACUAUGUGUUAACGGAGAUUGAAUAUAAAGACCUCCAGCUCUCCCAGGACCAGACCAGGGCCAUCAAACCAGCAGUCACCUACAAGAGCGCCCUCACGUCCUCACAGGACACCCGGAAACAGCUCAAAACCAAAGCAGUCAAGAUCAAAGCCAAGCUGAAGAUGUCUCCUUACCCUCAGGUUAGAUUGCCUCUCCUCAGAUGUCUGAUGUCAUGUUCAUUUUGUACCAAGAGUAAACAUGUCAGCUUGAUGAUGUUUGAUGGACAAGCGCUAAUUAAUGAGUACCCAAAUCCAUCUUUUCAUUCUGACUCCAAACUGGAGUGCUCCUCUCAGCCUGGCUGGAAGGAGAGUCCCCCAUACAGCCUCAUCUCCUGCCAGGAGCAGAGCUCCGUGUCCGAGGCUGCUGCGGAGGUGCUGUGUGCUCCCACCUAUGGCCUCCCGCUCCCGUACCCCUACGGGCACUUUCCCCCAGACAGCCCCGCGUUUGCGGUGAGGAAGCUGCGUCCAGCCCAGAGCUCCGCCGGCCAGGCCACGCGACACUUAUUGAGUUCCCUGCAGACCCGCGCCGACGGCCACUGGAACGGCACCAACCCGUGUUCAUCCCACUCCAUGAAGAGCCACCACAACCACACCUUGAGUCCCUCCCCAGGGCCCUGCAACAGCACAUAUGCAGAUCUGUUUGACUCAAUGGAAGACUACGGAGAAGCUUUACAAUUCAGUUGCUUUAACGUCCCCAUAUCAUUUUCAACUGCAGGGCCAACAGCAAGCAGGAGAUACAUCAGUGAACCAAUUCAUGAGGGCUAUUCCAGCUGCUCCACGUCCAGACCUAACAGUGGGUUGAAGGAAGAGCCUUAUGAAAAACCCCCUCAGCACGUCACGAAAGAAGGCAGCAAGAUGCCCUUUAGUCGAGACGAUCCCAAGGAUUCCCUGGACGUUGCAGAGAGGGUUCAUCCGUGCGCCAUGUUCAGCGGUGCCGCCAUGCUUGCCAAGGCCAGCUGUGAACAGGCUCGCCCCCUCCACGGCCUGGGCCUGGGCCAGCACCUCCCCAUGCAGGUGAUGCUGGAGCAGAGGAGGAGGCUGUGUAUGAGGGAGUCGUCCUACGCCCAGCGCUCAGACCACCCCGGGCUGCUGGAGCACGUGGCGGACGGCGGCGGCGGCGGGGGGGACCGGGAGACCCCAAAGCUGGUGGAACAGUGUGGAGCGGAGGAGAAGCGGAUGCUUAUGGGGAUGGGGAUGGGCCUGGGGGGCCAGACCCCCUAUGUGUCUCUGAACCUCCACCACGUCCUCGCCAAACACAGCUCCUCCUUCCAAGGACCGGCAGCGUACACACUGGGCCAUUUAACGGACAAUUACAACUACAGAGGGGAAGAGAUCAACCCGUACCUCUACCGAGGCCAAAGCCCAGCCUCCAGCUCCUCGCCCGAGAGCCACAGGGAGAUCCCUCAUUACAUCGGCACAUCGGUCAUCAUCACCAAUGAGAGGUAACAAGCCCAAGGGGUCAAAGGGCGGACCGCAGGACACUGAGAGAGAGAGCGAGAGCGAGAGAGAGACCCUCAUUGCUUUCAGCAUCUGACUGACACCUUAAUCCCACAAACACACACAUGUGAGACUCUUGCAGGGGGCAGCAUGCAAUUUCAGGUUUAUUGAAUAUAUAUUUUUUCAUACUUUUGAGCUGGCAUAUGAAAUGUGUCAGCAAAUUGUAGUCAAAAUCUGCUUUUGUACAGAUUUGCAAAUUUGGUCAAAUUUCUAAUCACAAAUUGAGUCCAUACUCGACAAUGAGCUGUAUCUUAGAGAGCAAUCAUUUAAAACAUUUAUAUUGCUUUUUUUCUUUUUUUUUUUACCAUAAUUUUGCAUGUUUUAAAUACAGCUAACUCAAAUUUCUAAAUUCAGUUGACGCUGCAAGCUUGAAAUGUUUUUUUGUCUGGUUCUUUAAAACAUCCCAACACAGUGAAAAGAAAUCAUCAAAAGGGUCUGACACGGUUGCCUGGAGAAAUGAGUGAAUAAAAGGCAUUGAAAUAAUGGUCAGUUGUAGCACGGGGUGAGAUGUACAAACAAGGACACAGAACAACAACACUACUCUGCCAUGAUGAUGACACAGGGUGUCAACAGGAGGCCGGCAGAGGAUCUCUUGUUGCCUAACAACCAGCUCUCUCAAUGCUUCAAAUUAACAAGACUUAAAGCUGGUCAUUCAAUUAUGAGUCUUUCUCAAUGCAGUAAAGGUAACGUGUGUAUUUAUUCUUGUGAAACACAUAGCAAUUUGCUUAUUUAUAAUGCAAAACAAUUGUCUCGUGUAUAAAUAAAGCAUUCAUUUUUCUCUGAGAACUUGAAAUUUAAAAGGAGUACUUUGCUUUAAACUGGAAUAAAUAUGUGAAAUGGCUUUCACGUCUGUACAAAUCAUUUUCACUCCUGUGUAUAGUUCUGGCUAGUAUUUUCAUAUGAAAAUCAAACUUACCUGUUGUCUGGUAAUUCUGAUCCGAGGCUUCAUUUUAGAGCACGUUAGGCCUAUGACCUACAUGAGCCACGGAAGGCAGCAUUAGUGUGAGGGAG